GGUCCAGUCCUCUUCGGUUCACUCUCGUUCAGUCCGUGCAGUGUGCUGCGCCGGGGUGAGCCAUACUACUGGAACCCACGAUCUUGUUGGGUUUCCUUUUCCUGCUCUGGGCGGCAGCCGUUGAGUACGCUAGACCCUUCUGCUCUCGUAUAUAUUGCUGCCGAGUUUACCUGGCCACUCGGUGGUGUCCCGGUGAUGGUUCCGCUCUCUGCGGAUCGAGGAGAUGGUUGCCAUCACUGUUCGAGGAAUGGAUGCUCCUACAAUAAGACCGCAUGCAUCGGUUGGGAGAAUGCAGGGAGAAAUUGGAGUCAUCAAGCAUCAAAUCAGUCGGUCGCGGGCUUGUUUUCUGUGUUGAGCUGAGUGAUUGUCGUAUUAUAUUAACAUAAACACACACACGCACACAAAAGAGAGAGAGAGAGAGAGAGAGAGAGAGAGAGAGAGAGAGAGAGAGAGAUGUCGAAGCGCAAAGAACCGGUGUCCCGAGAUGAGGGCGAUAAGCUGGAGAUCACGCCUUUGGGCGCCGGGAACGAGGUUGGGAGGUCGUGUGUGAUCAUGAGAUAUAAAGGGAAGACAGUCAUGUUUGAUUGUGGGAUUCAUCCAGCCUACUCCGGAAUGGCGGCUUUGCCAUAUUUUGAUGAAAUUGAUCCCUCGACAGUCGAUGUGCUUCUCAUCACCCACUGUCAUUUGGACCAUUCUGCGUCCCUUCCAUACUUCCUAGAAAAGACAACAUUCAAAGGGCGUGUGUUCAUGACUCAUGCAACGAAGGCUAUAUAUAAGCUUCUGUUGUCUGACUACAUUAAAAUUAGCAAGGUUGCUGUGGAGGACAUGCUAUAUGAUGAAGCGGACUUGAACCGUAGCUCAGAGAAGAUCGAGGUAAUUGAUUUUCAUCAGACGAUUGAAGUGGAUGGCAUCCGUUUCUGGUGCUACACCGCGGGGCAUGUUUUGGGAGCAGCGAUGUUCAUGGUGGAUAUUGCAGGAAUCAGGGUCCUUUAUACAGGUGACUACUCUCGGGAAGAGGACAGGCAUCUGAAGGCUGCAGAGAUGCCCCCGUUUACUCCGGAUGUCUGCAUCAUCGAGUCCACAUACGGCGUCCAGGUUCAUCAAAACCGACAGGUUCGCGAACGCAGAUUCACCGAAGUGAUUUCGCAGACUGUUAUGCAGGGGGGCAGAGUUCUCAUACCAGCUUUUGCACUGGGAAGAGCACAGGAGCUGCUCCUGAUUCUAGAGGAGUACUGGGAGACUCAUCCCGAACUGUCGCACGUGCCUAUCUUCUACGCUUCGCCGCUUGCCAAAAAAUGCAUGAAUGUUUUCCAGACGUAUAUAAACUCCAUGAACGACAAGAUUCGUAGCCAGUAUGCAAUUUCAAACCCUUUUCGCUUCAAACACAUUUCCAAUCUUAAGAGCAUUGAGCAUUUCGAUGAUGUCGGUCCAUCUGUGGUCAUGGCUAGCCCAGGUAUGUUGCAGAGUGGUCUUUCCCGACAGCUUUUUGACCGAUGGUGCGAGGAUAAGAAGAACGCGUGCAUUAUCCCGGGGUAUUGUGUGGAAGGAACUUUGGCGAAGACAAUUCUGCACGAGCCUAAGGAGGUUACAAAGAUGAACGGACUUGUUGUGCCGUUGAAUAUGCGUGUCCAUUACAUCUCUUUCUCUGCUCAUGCGGAUUUCAUUCAGACUAGCGAGUUUUUGAACGAGCUUCUGCCCCCAAACAUUCUGCUGGUGCAUGGAGAGGCUACAGAAAUGGCGAGGCUGAAGGGGAAGCUCAUCCAGCAGUUCGCAGAAAAGAACGUAAAGGUCUUGUCUCCGAAGAACACGCAGACCGUCGAGAUGACCUUCAAGGGCGAGAAGACCGCCAAGGCAGUUGGAAGACUUGUUGAGAAGGCGCCGGAAGAAGGCAACCAAAUAAGUGGGAUGCUUGUGAAGAAGGGGUUUGUGUACCAGUUGCUUGCUCCGGAAGACCUCCAUAUCUACACGCAACUGUCGACGGGGAUGGUGUUGCAGCGGCAGUCGGUGCCCUACAGAGGAUCGUUCGACGUGCUGAGACACAGAGUUGAGAUGAUGUAUGAGGGAGUUGAAGUGAUCGUGAAAGGCGACUCGCCACGUUCGCUCAAGGUGCAUGAUGCUGUCACGAUCAUCCAUGAAGGUUUCGAUCACGUUGCUCUGCAGUGGGUGUCCGAUCCUGUGAGCGACAUGGUCGCCGACUCAAUCGUAGCCCUGAUUCUGCAGAUAGACUCUCAAGCGCACAAGGCGAUCGUGUCACCCAGAGCAAGGAGAAAAGCCGUCAAGGCUGUUGUCAGUUCUGAGGCAGAUGAGAUCAAGCGCGUUCACUCGUUGCUGAUGUCUCUCUUCGGCGAUGUGAAGCUAGAUUUGGCAAAGCAAACGGUGACGGUAACCGUGGACGGGGUGGUUGCAGUUGUGAACCACAAAACAAAAGCCAUAGACUGUUCAGAAGAUGCUUUCAAGGAGCGUAUUAAAGUUGCACUCAGACGAAUGGAAACAGCCCUGUAUCCCCUUGACUUUUAGUUGUUUUCGAUUUUCACUUGUUUGUUCCUCUUCUGCUGAUGAUCUGAGAAGCGCUCUUUUUUGUUUGCUUUCCUGCUCUCCUCAUCAAUCUGCACUCUUCCUGAGUGUUGGCUGCUUAUCAAUCACAAGUUGUUGUGUCCUCUUAUUAUAAAUGGUGUCGCUUUCUCUUUACCCUCCUUCAGGGCACAAAUUGGAAACGCAAGCUGUCCGGCAAGAAAUGGCGCAAAAAAAUUUUAAAAAUGUCUUGCUGGACCUCCGAGGGCGCUAUGCUGAACUAGAUCCUAUCCUUUAA
This is a messenger RNA of Chara braunii, 2809 nucleotides long. Lineage: Eukaryota; Viridiplantae; Streptophyta; Charophyceae; Charales; Characeae. The record is from the annotation of a GenBank genome assembly.